AUGCUGGCGCUGCGGACGGCGCUAGGCCGCUGCCUGGCGGGGCCGGUCCGCGGCGGGGCCGCUGUCCUGGGGAGCGUCCGCGGCGGCGACGGGGCCGCUUGCAGUCCCUUUAUUCAGACAGCCAGAUGUUAUGCCAGACCUGUGAGAAGAAAAAGGAAAGACAUCCCCAGCCAUUUGGAUGAUCUUCCUCCCACAAUGUUGAAGAAAGAUUAUGCCAAUGUCCCAAUAAUAAAUAGUGUUGAUGAUGUAGUGAAAAGACUCUUGUCACUGGAAAUGGCAAGCCAGAAGGAGAAGAUGAAGAUAAAGACACAGCAGCUGGUGGAAAAGGUCAGGAGGUCUCCCAGUGACAGUGGUUCCUUUGAGGUGCAAGUUGCUAUAUUGACUGCCAAGAUACGCACUUACGAGGAACAUUUGCAGAGGCAUCCCAAGGAUAAAAGAAACCGUCGUUGCAUGCUGAUGGCUAUAGAUUGCCGGAAGAAACUACUUGCAUAUCUUCGCCGUGUCCGCUAUGAUGCCUUUGAAAACACCUGCAAGCAGUUGAAUAUCCAGUACACCCUACCCCCUCUCCACCGCAGAAGGAUCACCAAGCGCUGGCUUGUGAAGAAGGCUUUCUGCCGCAAGGUUUUUGAGGAGAUGCGGAAGCUGAAAGCACCAGAGAGGCUAAAGCAGAGAAGAGAGUGGCAAGCAAGAGCGAGAGCUGCAAAGGAGAAACAGGCGCAGUGCGAGGGGACGCCUGUGUAGCGGCACGUUGAGGCUGACGCAGCCAGUCACUAA
This is a messenger RNA of Haliaeetus leucocephalus (bald eagle), 774 nucleotides long. RefSeq names its product mitochondrial ribosomal protein S15 (gene MRPS15). The record is from RefSeq and is a predicted model, not a curated record. The coding region runs from base 1 to 741 and encodes 246 amino acids. Gene Ontology annotation, molecular function: structural constituent of ribosome. Gene Ontology annotation, cellular component: ribosome. Gene Ontology annotation, biological process: translation. The transcript has 8 exons. Lineage: Eukaryota; Metazoa; Chordata; Aves; Accipitriformes; Accipitridae.